UGACGGUGUGUCAAUGGCCGCAGAUGGGUCGGAAAGGAAAGCUCUGAGAUACAAGCAGACUCUGCUCUAUGGGGAGUACCAGGAGCAUCAUGGAGGCUUGGGGAGGCGGGAGGCCACGCGCCUGCUGACGGAGCGCCAGAUAAAAAAACACAGGAUCAGGAAGCAUCACGACCACGGGAGGACACGGUCCGGACGCGGUCAUCACGGCAACCAGCACGGCCAUCACAACAGGCCGAGGGCCGAGUUUCAGCCCAACGGGGACAAUGACGUUCCUGACGAGCAAAUGGUGGGAAAACAUCUCACAUCCUACCAGCAGAAGAAACGCUCCUACUCAAACUGCAGAGACUGCAUAGCACGGGUGCAGAGAUUCCUGGUGACGAGACUCGGAGAAGACUGGAUCUUCCUGGUUCUGCUGGGAAUCACCAUGGCUCUGGUCAGCUGGACGAUGGACUACGCCAGUGCAAAGAGCCUACAAGCAUAUAAGUGGAUUCACGGAGAGCUGAGGGGGAACAUCCCGCUGCAGUACCUGGCCUGGGUCUCCUAUCCCCUGAUGUUUAUCAUCUUCUCCUCCCUCAUCUGUCAUCUGGUCGCUCCUCAGGCUAUUGGUUCUGGAAUCCCGGAGUUGAAGACCAUCCUCAGAGGAGUGGUGCUGAAGGAGUACUUAACCCUCAGAGCCUUUCUGGCUAAAGUCAUCGGUCUGACUGCUGCACUGGGCAGCGGCAUGCCUGUCGGUAAAGAGGGCCCGUUUGUUCACAUAGCGAGUAUCUGUGCGGCGGUCCUCAGCCGCUUCAUGUCCUUCUUUUCAGGAGCUUAUCGGAACCCCUACUGUUACACAGACAUCCUGACGGUGGGCUGUGCUGUCGGAGUGGGAUGCUGCUUUGGUACUCCUCUAGGAGGUGUGCUUUUUAGCAUUGAGGUGACAUCCACGUACUUUGCUGUGAGAAACUACUGGAGAGGAUACUUCGCCGCUACGUUCAGCGCCUUCAUCUUUAGAGUUCUGUCCGUGUUUAACAAAGAUGCAGUAACCAUCACAGCUCUGUUCAGGACUAACUUCCGUAUGGAUUUUCCGUUUGACCUGCAGGAACUUCCAGCAUUCGCCCUCAUCGGGAUCUCUUGCGGGUUUCUGGGGGCGUUCUUUGUCUGGCUCAACAGACAGGUGGUUCUGUUCAUGAGGCGACCAAACGCCAUGACCCGCUUUCUGAUCAAAUACCGGCUGAUCUUUCCUGCUACGGUGACGCUGGUCAUCGCCACCCUGACCUUCCCACCGGGGUUUGGACAGUUCAUGGCUGGAGAGCUCAUGCCCAGAGAAUGCAUCAACUCGUUGUUCGAUAACUUUACGUGGACGAAGAUUUACGGGUCCCCUCCUCCGGUCGGUCUGGGCCACUCCACUGCCUGGCUGCACCCUGAUGUUAGCGUCUUUGUCGUACUGCUGCUCUUCUUCUUCAUGAAGUUCUGGAUGUCUGCAGUGGCCACCACCAUGCCGAUCCCGUCUGGAGCCUUCAUGCCCGUAUUCAUACUCGGAGCUGCGUUUGGACGGAUGGUGGGAGAAAUCAUGGCCACUUUGUUUCCUCAUGGGAUUGUCUUCGACGGCAUCCUGUACCGCAUCAUCCCAGGAGGAUACGCAGUCAUCGGAGCGGCGGCGCUGACCGGAGCUGUGACUCACACAGUGUCCACGGCCGUUAUCUGCUUCGAGCUGACGGGCCAGAUCUCCCACAUCCUGCCCAUGAUGGUGGCAGUAAUCCUGGCCAACAUAGUGGCCCAGGGCCUGCAGCCCUCCCUGUACGACUCCAUCAUCCAGGUCAAGAAGCUGCCGUACCUGCCAGAGCUCGGCUUUGGACACACAAGCCAGUACAACAUCGUUGUGGAGGACAUCAUGGUGCGAAAAGUCACGUUUAUUUCCUCCCAGUCUACCUACAGAGAGGUCAAACACCUCCUGGACUCGUCCUCGCUUAAAUCGAUCCCGUUGGUCGACUCAAAAGACUCCAUGAUCCUGUUGGGCAGCGUGGACCGCGUGGAGCUUCUGGCUCUCUGUGAUUGGUGGCUUUCACCUGAGAGGCGAAUCCUGAUGCAAGGUCACAGCCUACAAGAGCAGAAUCUGUGUGAGAAGAACAGCUGGGAGUCGUUCGCCUUCGUCGACGAAGAAGAGGAAGAAGGAAAAGAGAAGGAAAGUCCAGCUGAAGAGGAGAGGAACGGACCGAUACCUCCUGCUAAACCUCAGGAGCCUUCAUCCAACCACACCGCCGUGGCGGCGCCCGAGAAAGGUCCUCUGCAGUCGGUGAGAGAAACCCUCAGAAACCUCUUCGCCUCUAAGAGCAGACGGCUGGAAAAGCAGCUGAAGGAGCCCCGCCCUCCUCCUCUGUCAGACACAAUGACAUCAGAUGAGAUCAGAGCGUGGGAGGAGGCGGAGAUGGACCUGGCGAUGGAGAUGGACGAGAUACGAGUUGACCCUUCACCUUUCCAGCUGGUGGAGAGAACGUCGUUACAGAAGACCCACACGCUGUUCUCGCUGCUCGGCUUGAGUCACGCCUACGUGACCAGUAUCGGAAAGCUGGUGGGAGUGGUGGCUUUGAAAGAGCUCCAAAAGGCCAUCGAAGGCUCCACCCACUCCGGCGUGCGGCUCCGACCUCCUCUGGCGAGUUUUCGUGACGUCAGCAAACACAAGUCUGUCCCUAAACUGACGCCUCCUUCCACUGCUCCUUCUUCUCAAUCCUCCACCUCCUCUCCGUCACCUCAAAGUUUCCCAUCGGCUCCUCCUUCCCCGGCCCCGGAGCAGAUCCGCCACCGCACCCAUCCCCACCCUAACCAGGAGCAGGAGACAGAGGUGUGGAUCGAGGGUGGGACGGGGGACACGGAGGCGAGCAGCUCCAACAGCGACCUCGCCCUCCCUCCGUCCUCCACUCCUCCCAGCGCUCCACCUCCUUCUUCUCCUUCCACUCCCAUCCCUCUCUCCACCCUGAGACCCUCGCAGAGACUCCAGAAUGCGGAGGACAGCGAUGAUGAGCCAGUGGUUUAGACUGGAAAACUGUUUUAUACUCAUGUACCUCAUUUUAGUCUCUAACUCUGUCAGGACACUUAAAAUGCCUAAAAGCAAACCGGUCUUGGUCGUUUUACUGUAAACCUGUUCUUCCUCGUUUCUAGCUCACUGGGUAGAUGGAGGCAGUACUUUUAUUUUCUGCUGCAAAGAAGAAAAAUGCACGAUGAAAUUGGUGAAAUUUCGACACGACUAAACCACUUCUUCAUUCAGAAGAUGCGUAAAGUCUCGAUGUCUGUGAAGGUUCUCAGUCAUCCAGGUCAUUGUAGUCUAAGGAGCUUUGAAAGAAAAGCGUCUGGACUUCUUUGAGUUGCUUGAAGACGUUUCACCUGUCAUCCGAGAGGCUUCUUCAGGUCUGAGGUCAAAUGGUGGAGAGUCCCAGAUUUAAACCCAGUGGGAGUUUCCCCCCGAAGAGGAACAAAAGACCCCCUGAUGAUCUUCUAUGAGCCAAGGCGUGAGGGUGGGUGUGGGUCCUAUUCAGCCAGAGUUUCGGGUGAGCUCAUUGUGAAGCCUGGCCCCACCCUAUCAUGUGAAUUCCUGAGGUCAGAUGGCCCAGGAUGUGCGUGGGCGUUGAGGCAUCUGGGAAGGGAUCUCAAAACUGGAUUAUCGAUGGCAGACAGUUGGUGUCAUAAACCACCGCCUCUGUUCAAAGAUGGUUGCUCACAGUGGACAUAAAUGGCUUCCUUUACUCCUCUUUCCCUCUCUCCUCCCACUGGGUUUAAAUCUGGGACUCUCCACCAUUUGACCUCAGACCUGAAGAAGCCUCUCGGAUGAGAGGUGAAACGUCUUCAAGCAACUCAAAGAAGUCCAGACGCGUUUCUUUCAAGCUCCUUAGACUUAAAGUCCCGAUGAUCUUUUUCCUUGCAGCGUUUGAAAUCAUUCGUUCUUGCUGCAGAAACGAGACGUGCACGCUCCUGCUCUUCCUUCCUCCAUCGUUCGUGUCUUACAAAAUGUCUUUUUAAACGGAACUAGAGCAGCAGCCAUCGAUUUAGCUUCCUGUCUGGCAGCCGAGCGUCUGAGCAGCCCCGCUGUAAUAAAGCUGCUCGGUCCUGGCCGAAGCUCAACAGCAACAACCUCUAAACCGCGCCGACCUUGUGGCUGCAGCCUCAGAACUCAUCUCAUCACCGUUAGCUUGAUGAAUGAAGCAGCUAAAAGCAGAUGACGCACCAAACUCCCCUUCACAUUGAUUUGUUUCGCUAAAACAACGACGCUGCUCAGAGUGACUCAGCCUCAGACAGAAUCAUAACGUUCGCUUCUGCACAAAUCAAGCGUCCGCCGCAGCGUCGCCAGGAUGAUGGCGAAUGUUUCUGACGGGGAUUAACAGGUGACAGUCUGUUGUGUGACGUCCGCACGAAGAACAGCAGCGACUGUUGAUGCGUGGAAACCGUUUGCGUCUCUGCCGUCGCCGCUUCAGACUUGCUUUUUACACAAGGGGUCAAAGAGGCGGAUCUAGAAGUUUUUAACACGAUGAAUCAUCUAUGAUGGAGAACUCUAUAAGCUUUAACAGCAAGACAUCCUGCGUUCGCAUCUCAUGACCUUUGACCCCUGGAUGAUCUUUGAAAAAAGUUUUGAUGUGACUAUCUGACCCUGUCAUUCUUUCUACAGCCAAGAUUUGUCUGUCGGAUUGACCGUAAGAACGGGAAAUCACAAAGUUUAUUUGUCACAUAAUGAGAUUUUUUCUCAAUACAAAAUUGGGAUUUUGUGUUCAGACGUAACGAACGACGUCAUUUAAUCUGCAGAGCUGCUUUAUUAUUAACUCGUGGAGUCAGUUUCUCAGGUUCUGCCUUCUAAGUCUUUAAACUUUUCUACUAAAUUUAUACCUAAAAUAGUUCAGUUUUGUGUUUUAUUUAUUGAUUUAUUUACAUAUUUAUUUGUCUGUCAGUAGAUUCCUCUAAUUUUCUUCAAACAUUUAUAAAACUGUGAAGCAAAACGAACUUGUAAGUGGCGUUAAGUGUGUGAAAUGUAAUCAGAAUCUAGAAAGACCCUGUUUAUUAUUAUUAUUAUUAUUAUUAUUAUUAUUAAAAGAGAAUAUGUGUAGUUUUUACCAUUAAUCUCUGGAAAUAGUCAUUGAAAUGUUGUUGAAAAUGAAUUAAAUGAUGCCCGGGGGCGGGUCUAAGUCUCUGGGCGACGCUAUAUUAGA
Molecule: messenger RNA, 5171 nt
Organism: Nothobranchius furzeri (turquoise killifish)
Lineage: Eukaryota; Metazoa; Chordata; Actinopteri; Cyprinodontiformes; Nothobranchiidae
Product: chloride channel protein
Biological process (GO): transmembrane transport; chloride transport
Cellular component (GO): plasma membrane
Molecular function (GO): voltage-gated chloride channel activity
Source: RefSeq, a predicted model, not a curated record